AUGGAGACCGCCGAACCAGUGUCUUCAUAUGAGUUCUCGGGUCAUGGCCAUAUGGGCCCUUAUGCCCAUCGUCGGAUGGACUCCCCCCUGUUCCCUUACUAUGCUCAUCAUCCUACAUCGACGCCAUACUCUCUCCCAUAUCAUGCUCCAACCUCGGGUUCGUACAACUUUAGCCCUCUCACUCAGCCCGCACACCCAUAUGGUCAUUAUUUCGGAGCCAGCCAGCCCCCACUCGCAUCUCCGAUUCGCCUGACCGAACAACCACUGCAUUCGCUUCCGGAGAUUCGCCCGGCAAAGAAUGCCAUCAACCAGGGGGCGAAGGGACCCGAUGCCCGGGGUCUUGGAGCCGUGGCCGUGAAGAAGGGUGGUCCCAACUUCGAGUUCUCGACCGAAGUCGACGUCUUGAUGAAGGCCAUCCAGGCUAAACCGGAGACGGGCUCGUCCCCCGUGCAGCAGCAGAGCCAGCAGAUCCAGCAAGUCCAACCGGUUCAACAGAUCCCACAGGCCCAGCAGUCACUGCCACCACUGCAGCAGCUCGCAUCGCCAGGGUAUCCAACCUACCCCAUGUCACCUCCGCGUUGUAUUCUGAACAAUGACGGCCAGCUGUCGCGGUCUGGCAAGAAGCGCAAGUAUACCUGCACCUUGCCGAACUGUGGCAAGAGUUUUGCGCAGAAAACACACUUGGAUAUCCAUACUCGAGCGCAUACAGGUGAUAAGCCCUUUGUGAGUAGACCGUGCUCGAUCAUGGCGGGGGUCAUUUCAGCUGAUGCAGUGCAGAUAUGCAAGGAGCCUUCCUGUGGACAACGAUUCUCGCAGCUAGGCAACCUCAAGACUCAUGAACGCCGCCACACGGGUGAGAAACCGUACUCCUGUGAUAUCUGCCAUAAAAGAUUCGCCCAGCGGGGCAAUGUACGGGCCCACAAGACGACCCAUCUCCAGAAUAAGCCAUUCACCUGCCUACUGGACGACUGCGGGAAGAAGUUUACGCAACUUGGGAACCUGAAGUCCCACCAGAAUAAGUUCCACGCAUCCACGCUCCGCUCGUUAACGAUGCGAUUCUCCCAAAUCGGCGACCAAGGUACCGUCAAUCCGCAAGACCGCGAACUAUGGGAGUAUUUUGCUUCCCUCUACAAGAACAGCAAUAAGGGCAUCAAGGGCCGAGGCAAAGACCGACGGAUCCUAACCACCAAGCGGUCGAUGACAGGCGACUCGAUGCACCGCAUGCUGUCCAUGGAAUCGGAUGAGGAUCCUUCGCAGCUCCGACGAGGCAGCUAUGAAGAUAGUCUGUCCAUGUAUACGGGCGGGUCCAGCAGUGAUGGAGACGAACCCGGCCCAUACUUGAUGAACCGGCGGUGA
This is a messenger RNA of Penicillium longicatenatum, 1356 nucleotides long. RefSeq names its product C2H2-type zinc finger protein. The transcript has 3 exons. The coding region runs from base 1 to 1356 and encodes 451 amino acids. Lineage: Eukaryota; Fungi; Ascomycota; Eurotiomycetes; Eurotiales; Aspergillaceae. The record is from RefSeq and is a predicted model, not a curated record. Gene Ontology annotation, molecular function: RNA polymerase II cis-regulatory region sequence-specific DNA binding; DNA-binding transcription factor activity, RNA polymerase II-specific. Gene Ontology annotation, biological process: regulation of transcription by RNA polymerase II.